Micropterus salmoides (largemouth bass) is the source of this 2854-nucleotide messenger RNA. RefSeq names its product DNA-directed RNA polymerase I subunit RPA1-like. Gene Ontology annotation, biological process: DNA-templated transcription. The record is from RefSeq and is a predicted model, not a curated record. The transcript has 21 exons. Gene Ontology annotation, cellular component: RNA polymerase I complex. Bases 110 to 2650 code for a protein of 846 amino acids. Lineage: Eukaryota; Metazoa; Chordata; Actinopteri; Centrarchiformes; Centrarchidae. Gene Ontology annotation, molecular function: DNA binding; DNA-directed RNA polymerase activity.
UCUGACGGUCCCACGUGUGAAACAGGAGCAACUUUGCGUCGCAUGUGCUUUAACUGUGCGCCAUGAAUUUACAUGAGUAAACAGCUCAAAGUCUGGAUAAUUCUCCAAAAUGUUGUUUGCAAAAGAAGUGCCAUGGCGGCGCUUGGAGGGCAUGUCGUUUGGCAUGUAUUCUGCCGAGGAGAUAAGAAAGUUGAGCGUGAAGGCGAUCACUAACUUCAGGUUCCUCGAUGCUGUUGGGAAUGUGGCCCCGAACAGCCUGUACGAUCUGGCCCUGGGACCAGCAGACAGCAAAGAGGUGUGUUCGACCUGCUGUCAGGACUUCAACAACUGUCCAGGACACCUGGGACAUGUAGACCUACCUUUACCUGUAUACAACCCACUGUUCUUUGAUAAACUCUACCUGUUGAUUCGUGGUUCCUGUCUGGCGUGUCAGAUGUUAACGUGUCCUCGAGCUGCCAUCCACCUGCUGCUGAACCAGCUGAAGUUAGUGGAGCAUGGAGCCAUGCAGGAGGUCUACCAAGUCGAACAAAUUAUCAACCAGCACCUGGAGGAGAAUCCCAAAGCCACUGGAGAUGAGAUUCAGCAGGUGCUUAAGACGUUUACAGACACGAUACUCGGAGCCAGCACUGAAGGGUCAAAGAACACCAAACCGAUUAAACAUCUUGUUGAAAAAAAGAGCAGUCUGAUAAAUGACUUCUGGAAGACCCACAUGAAAACUAGGAAGUGUCCUUACUGCGGGAGUGGAAGGUCUACGGUGCGCCGUGAACACAACAGUAAGCUGAUUGUCACAAUGCCAUCAGGAGUAAAGACCAGUGGUGAUACUGAUGAGAAUCUGAUGGCUGGAAAGAGAGUCUACAUGACGGCCAGUACUGCUAGAGAACACACCAACAAACUGUGGGAGAAAGAAGGUUUCUUCUUGAAGUGUCUGUUCUCUGGGCUGGAGGAGGGGACGGCCACAAAGGAAGGAGAGAAGGCUUUCUAUCCAGACCUCUUCUUCCUGGAGCUACUGGUGGUCCCACCUUGCAGGUAUCGUCCCAUCAAUCGACUGGGUGACCAGAUGUUUACAAACGGCCAGACAGUCAACAUGCAGGCUGUCAUGAAGGACUGUGUAAUCAUAAGGAAACUUCUGGCUCUCAUAGCAGGGGAGAAAACUGCUCAGGAGGAAGAGGCUCCUGAACAGGCGGACCAGUCGUUUCUGUCGGGGAUCCCCGGACAGACAUUAACAGAUAAACUCUACAACAUCUGGGUGCGACUACAGACCCACGUUAACAUCGUCUUUGACAGUGACAUGGACAAAAUGAUGACAGAGAAAUACCCAGGAAUCAGACAGAUCUUGGAGAAGAAGGACGGAUUGUUCCGGAAACACAUGAUGGGAAAACGAGUGGACUACGCUGCACGAUCUGUCAUCUGUCCAGACAUGUACAUAGGGACCAACGAGAUAGGAAUACCUAUGGUGUUUGCCACCAAGCUGACCUACCCCCAGCCCGUGACUCCAUGGAACGUCAAGGAGCUUCGUCAGGCCGUUCUCAAUGGACCCAACGUCCACCCCGGUGCCUCCAUGGUGAUAAACGAAGACGGCAGGAGAACCAUCCUAUCACCUACCAACCUCGCCCAGAGAGAAGCUGUUGCCAAGCAACUGCUUACACCCAGUCCUGGUCCACAGAAGAUGCCCAUGAAGAUCGUGAAUCGUCACAUCAAGAACGGAGACGUUUUGUUACUGAACAGACAGCCGACUCUGCACAGACCCUCCAUACAGGCCCACUGCGCACGGAUCUUACCAGGAGAGAAGGUACUGAGGCUCCACUAUGCCAACUGCAAGGCGUACAAUGCUGACUUUGAUGGAGACGAAAUGAACGCGCACUUCCCUCAAAGUGAGCUGAGCAGAGCAGAGGCCUACACGUUAGUCAGCACUGACCAGCAGUACCUCGUCCCCAAGGACGGUAAACCUUUAGCAGGUCUGAUCCAGGACCACAUGGUGUCGGGUACGAGGAUGACGAUACGGGGCUGUUUCUUCAACAGAGUCCAGUACACAGAGUUGGUGUACAGAGGACUGACUGACAAACCGGGGAGAGUUAAACUGCUGCCGCCGGCCAUACUCAAGCCACAGGAACUGUGGACAGGAAAGCAGGUGGUGUCGACACUCCUGCUGAAUGUUAUCCCACAGAAGGCCGUGCCUCUCAACCUGGUGGGCAAAUCGAAAAUCCCCAGCAAAGCGUGGAUCCAAGUCCCACCACGGGCUGCUCCAGGAUACAAACCUGACAGCAUGUGUGACUCACAGGUGGUGAUUCGUCAGGGGGAGCUGUUGGUGGGGGUUCUGGACAAAGCUCACUACGGCUCCUCAGCCUACGGUCUGGUCCACUGCUGCUAUGAGCUGUACGGAGGGGAGACCAGUGGCAAACUGCUCAGCUGUCUGGCUCGACUCUUCACUGCUUACCUGCAGCUGUACAGAGGCUUUACUCUAGGUGUGGAAGAUAUCCUGGUGAAACCGGGCGCCAACAGGCAGAGGAAGAAGAUCAUUGAAGAAUCACUGAAGAUUGGCACCAAAACCACUUUUGCUGAAAACAGCAGCCUUCUGCGGCUAAAAAUGAAACUGAGAGCACUGAGAGUGAAUCGAAGCAGCAAAGUUGUGGGCCAGACAGCUAAACAAUGAGCUAAAACUCUAUAAAGCUCUGUAAAGCCGAGGGGAGCUGCAGACUCGGGUGAUAACUUUCUGCCCUCCAGGCAGCCUUCAACCUUCCCUCCAAUGUGGAUCAAGCUGAGGCUCAGAGCCGCUGGCAGGACGCUCACCUCAACCCAGACCAGAGAGAGUUCAGCAUGGCCGACCACAAGUUCAAAGAAGUGGCCAACCAAGUGA